AGAAUUUCUAGAACCACAUACAUUUGGUGGUCACUAAUAUUUGGUCUUCAUACAUUCAACACACAAAGAAGUGAUUCACUUCUUGUGUGACUCUAUCUCUGGUCAACAUUUCCUGUUACUUGGAAGAUAUUUAUGAUAUCAGCUUCUUUGAAAUGGAUCUCUUCACCCUUGAUACACAAAGAUUUUCCAGAGAGAAGGAGUGCAUCUUCAAGUUGACUGGCCUCUUUAGCAGCCUAUCAGUUUUGGUUUUUGAAAUAGUCAUUGCCAGCAACCAAUGCUGGCGCCUAUGGGAAUUCGAAGACAAUGUUGUACAGUUUGUGUCAUUUGGACUUUGGGAAGUUUAUUACCCUCAAGUAUUUAACAUCUCAGGAACUUUAAUCAAGAUGCUGGUUCAUAACCCUAUUGAUUCAACUUGGACUAUUUCACGUGAAUUUCAGUAUGUACAGAACCUGAUAGUAUGGGCUAUUUUUAUGAAGCCUAUAGUUCUGAUUUUCAGUGCAAUAGCUUUCAAGAUUAGCUGCAUGAAAGACCCAUUUCUGAAGAUGCAGAUAUAUUGCUACAUGAUCUCUACCUUACUUCUGGGUGUUAGCAGCCUCUUUAUAUUUGUUGCUGUGAGUUGGAACCACAUAGUAGAUCUUUACAGCCAAACCACUCUUGACUUUCCACCCAACUUUCCUGUCAAGAAAGAAGCCUUGAGAAGCAAAUAUGUGACUGCUGUAUUUCCAGUAGGGGUCCUGACAGCAACCAUGUCACUUUUUGGGAUGAUCAUGUUUCUUUCUGAGAUAAGGUAUUUGAAACUACAGAGUCAAGUGAAGGCCAAGUGUGUUUCCAAAGUGGCCUAUCAAGAGGCCUGAGGUGAGGGCUCCUGAAGUUCUAACAUACAACAGAUGUCUCCUAGAAGAAAAUUUCAGUUGACACACAAAACUUACAUAGUCAUCAACUUGUUCUAAUAAAUCAUCAACUUUAU
Messenger RNA from Mastomys coucha (southern multimammate mouse), 967 nucleotides. RefSeq lists its product as uncharacterized. Gene Ontology annotation, biological process: cell adhesion; bicellular tight junction assembly. Gene Ontology annotation, molecular function: structural molecule activity. Bases 153 to 854 code for a protein of 233 amino acids. The record is from RefSeq and is a predicted model, not a curated record. The transcript has 3 exons. Gene Ontology annotation, cellular component: bicellular tight junction; plasma membrane. NCBI's taxonomy places the organism in Eukaryota, Metazoa, Chordata, Mammalia, Rodentia, Muridae.